Saprolegnia parasitica CBS 223.65 is the source of this 156-nucleotide messenger RNA. RefSeq lists its product as hypothetical. Lineage: Eukaryota; Oomycota; Saprolegniomycetes; Saprolegniales; Saprolegniaceae. The transcript has 2 exons. The record is from RefSeq and is a predicted model, not a curated record. Bases 1 to 156 code for a protein of 51 amino acids.
AUGCAGAUCGUCCUUCCGCGCUCGCUCCGCCUCAUGAUGGUGCUCGCCGUCGCCACGUCCCUCGAGAUUCGCUCGAUCAGCCAGCGCCGCAUGCAAGAGCGCGAGCGCCUCCGCAACGCGCAGGAAGGCGCGUUCUGGGCUCGUCGCGGUCUGUAG